AUGUAUAUUUCUCAGACUGGUUUUGAAGAUCCAAGACGAACGUGUGCGUUCAUUGAACCUGACCUAAACGGCAGUAAAUGGAGCAGUGAAGGAUGCACAUUGAAUAAAUCUGAAUCAAGUGAGAAAGAUGUUACCUGUGAUUGUGAUCAUAACACUGCUUUUGCUAUCUUGAUGGAUGUUUCGGGUGUGCAGGUAAGAAGAUGAAUCACUUCAGUUAAAGGUCAGUGGAGCACCGGUAGGAGAUCGGAACGCUGACCGUUACUGCUGAGUGAAUCCUGCUACUGUGAGGGAUUAGUGUUAAGAAAACCUGUUUUCAAUAAAAGGAGGCAUACUAUUGCAUUUCCACGUUUUUAUGUAAUGCAAAGGCCUAGGGAAGUUCUGUUCGUAUAAUUUCAUUUAUAUAAAAGAUUCGUUGCUUUCUGAGCACUUGGUUAUCCUGGCCAAUAUCCUGUGAUAACUCUAACGAGCCUUUCCCAUCUUCAAAAUACGUAAAAAAUAGUUAUACGCUCUCAGCCACGUACUCCGUCCAAGAAGUACGUAGAGCUAGAGAUCGCCGGGGUAAUACUGAAAUAGUUAACACUGCAUGCUUAUACCAGCUGUUUUCCACUCCAGCGGAUUCGUAACGGGCUAUGGCGCUUUGUUUCAUUCAUUUACUUGAACUGCAAGCAUAGCAAGAUGCAUCUGUUACUAUAAUGGGCUGUUCAUAGGAGCUAGGCAGGCCAGCCAGGAUGAACAGUGUCAUGAGAAAAGAUCGUUUGAAUGAACUCUAUACUGACUAAGUUAAUUCAACUUUGAAAUGUGAUUUUGGAUGUUUAUCAAAGCCGUUCAGCUUAAUAAACGAAUCAUCCAAGUUAACCGGGACAACCCGGCUCCAUAUAAACACUGCUUAAGUAUACAACGAAAACCAGUGGCGGAAAUCCACUUUUUCCGGUGGGAGAUAAAGCCUCCUAAAUUACGGACAAAUUACUUUCAAAUUUCCGACAAACCCCCUCAUUUGCACUCGAAAAGGCUGUUUUUAGCCCUCUUUUAGGUCAAAAUCUCCGAAAAGUCGUCAUUUUCCCCGAAGGGGGGGGGGGGGGGGGGAAGAGGGCGCCCCACCAAGAUAUCCGCCACUGACGAAAACAGACAUAAAUAUUGUGGUGUCAAGUGUGUCUUAGGGUAACGGUUAAACGGACACGAAAUGAGAUGAGAGGAAGAAAAUAGUGGGAUUAAGGUUUUCAAAAAGUCAGCUAAUGCCGUCAGCUUUAGCGCACGAAUAUAUUUUCAUUGACCAUUACACUCAUUUAUACUCCAGUCAGAAACUCAUGCCUGAGCCUUAAAUUAUUGUACGCGAAACAUGAGAAUAUGACCUUAAAAAGUUACUGCAGGGGUCGGUUGUAUAAAACUCUUAAUCACUUUUUUAAUCACUAUUUUGUAGUUAAAUAGUGAUUAACUCUCAAAAAGGCGCUUCUUAUUGGAUGACAUUUCCACUUAACUAUGAUUAACUUUAGUCACUUUUUUAUACAACCGGCCCCAGGUGGGAAGGAAAUCUGCGGAGAAUAAUAAAAUUUAAGGACAGCUUUCUGGAGUUGAAAAUCUUAUUUUGACACUCGUUGUAUUAUCUCACACGACACCGGGCGAAUUCGAAACCAUGCGCAAAUUUGACCAUGGUACUGAUUUGGUUUUAUGUCUUUCGUGUGAACAAAAGGCAAAACCAGACAGUCCUACAACGAGAUUGGCCCAGAGCCUGCGCGAAACACGAUCACCACAAGCGCAAAGAAAUACUACUUUCAAAUAAAUACCAAGGAUUUGGAUUCUGUCGACGAAAGUAGCCAACUAACAGAAUGAUAAGUACCAACAAACGUAGCGAAUACAAAGCGACGCCAAACUCGAUUCGGGCACCGCAAUAGUGCAAAUUUUAGUACGAUAUCGAAUCAUCAUCCGAUCUCAAACUUUACACAAUAUUCCAAUAUAAGAAUUUUUCUUACUUUUUUAGCUAACAGAGUCUCAACGUAAAAUAUUAGAAACGAUUUCCACCAUUGGAUGUUCAAUAUCGUUGGUCGGCAUCACGCUUACCGUUCUUCUGCAUAUUUGUUUCUGGAAACAGUUGAAGUCACCUCGCGCCAAGGUUUUGGUUAGUUUGUGUGUUGCCAUUGGAUUCACUGAUAUCUUUGCUAUACUCGAGGGUGUUGCCAGAGAUAAUCCGGUAAGCUUCCUUGCCAAAAAUGUUUUUACUAUAUGCGAAGUUGGUAGCAUAGUCGGUGGUGGAUGAAGUUGGUAGCAUAGUGGUUAGAUGGUGAAGUUGGUAGCAUAGUUGUUAGAGGGUGAAGUUGGUAGCAUAGUGGAUAGAUGGUGAAGUUGGUAGCUUAAUUGUUAGAGGGUGAAGUUGGUAGCAUAGUGGUUAGAGGGUGAGGUACGUUGGUAGCACAGUGGUUAGAGGGUGAAGUUGGUAGCAUAUUUCUUGGGCGAUGAAGUUGGUAACAUAGUGCUUGGAAGGUGAAGUUGGUAGUAUGGUGGUUAGAUGGUGAAGUUGGUAGCAUAGUGGUUAGAGCAGGCAGAGAUUCUCAAUGCAGUUCGGAUGUUUGUUGCUGGUGAUGCGAAUUAACUUAGCAUGUUGUGUACACGUAAGUUCUCCAACAUGGUUUUUUAAAGUAAAUUAAUAAAGCCGAGUGUGUCUAAUUCAUUUUCAACAGAAUUUCUGCAAAGCAGUAGCGGCUCUUCUGCAUUUCUUUGUGUUGUCAGCGUUCGGAUGGAUGUUGUGCGAGGGAAUAUUACUGUACAUCUUACUGGUCAAAGUAUUUCAAGGAGUGCGUGGCAAACACUGGAAGAUCUUUAAUUUCAUAGGCUGGGGUAAGUAGUCUGUAUAUUGUUGAGGUAAUAAUGCUGUUUAACCCUCUGUAAAUAUUGAUUUAAUAAUAAUAAUAAUAAAUAAUAAUUCUGAUCAUUGACAAUUACAGUUGAUAUUAAACCCAUUUCCCAUGAAUUCGCCCAUCAUGAUCUGACCAUUCGGUUGUCUCAAACUUGGUUAAUUAACGUACAUCCACACAAUACGAAUGCGCGCUUUCAGUUUACAAGAUGCCCAUACCGCAAUUGCUCAAUAAAUUCACUGUAUUGGUUAAAGACUAAAGUGAAGGGAAAUGUUUUUAUUUAACUUUGAAGGCCGAAGGCUCGCGGUAUUUUCAGUUUGACAGAAACCUGUCCAUUGCUAAAACGACGCGAUAAAAGCUGGAUAAAAAGCUUUUAGAUUCAUUGCAAUAGAUGCUUUUCAACUCAACAAGAAAACAGAAGGUAAACUAGGUAAAAUAUUUAUUUUCCGGUUUGUUUUACAGCAUGAACAUGCUUGAAAAAUGCUUUUUGACAGAAAAAUACAAAUUUUAGUUGCCGAAAAGCAAUUUGUUCAUUACAACUUUUAUAAAAACAAUUAUGACCGAAAUAAGCCCAGGAAUUGUCUUUAAACUUGGCAUUUAAGGUAUUUUUUUUAAAUAUUAAUUGUACGUUGUACUAUUUAUACGUAUAUUUUCGAAGAAUAGCUGAAUAUAUGUGGAACACUUGAAUCAAAACAUGUAGCACUGGCCAGUUUUUUUCGAUGUUUAUGUUGGGUUUUUUCGCAUUUUGGCCGGAGAAAAGUACAUUUCAGGCUUGGCACUAAGUCCGCUGAAGCCAAUUCACUGUAUUAAUUUUACUGUCUUUAGUAUGGAUAGGGUGGAUUUUUAAACUUUUUGGGUAGUGUUUUGAGUUUGAAAAUUGUCUUCACUCCUCGGUUUGUCGCUAAAACAAUAGCAAUGUUGGACCACGGUCAAGAUAUCGUGAAAAGCUGCCCGCUGCUGCAGCCAAUCAGAUUACAGGAAAUAAAAAAUAUCAGUAGGCAUGCACAAAUAAAAAAAUAAGAGUAAGAUAAUAUUUCAAGUACAUCAUCUCUCAAGUCUUCUUCAACCAAAUAUAACACUAUAUUAUAUAUAAUGAAAAGAAUAAACACCAUUUUCUCAAUCUGAUAACUGCCGAUUUACUGUCAUCUCCUGCGAGGCAGUGGCUCAUAUUUCCCAAAAUCUUGAUACUUACUCAUGCACCUUACGUUAGGUUAAAGCUGAACAACUGGACUCUGCACCGGAAUCGCAGCGCUGCAGGUUCAAUUAAAUAGAGUGUUUGCAUGUGACAUCAUAAAAAUUCUAAAAGCUUAAGCGUUUAACAUAUAUAGUUGCCCAUUUUAUAUAUUUUGUAUAUCCUUACUACAAGUAUUCCUGGCAAAUUUCAAGUCGAUACAGUAAUGAAUAAUUGAAUAAUUUAUAUUGCUGACGUCAGCAUUAUUUUGAAAAGCCGUUAUAAGCUACGCGGUUUCCCAAACCUAAGUUGAAAUAAGUUAUUUGAAAUAAGUUCUUUCUUUUUCCAAACCUAAGUUGAAAUAGUUCUGUGUGCUUCCAAAAGCUUUAUAUACUUAACAUCAAACAGAAUUGAGGACCUGUGUGAUAAAAUAUAUCUUUCCUUGGGCAUUUACUACACGGCCGCCAUGUUGGUGGUCUGAGAUUGCGUAAUAUUGGACCACCAACAUGGCGGCCGUGUAGUAAAGGCUCAAGAAAAGUUAUAUUUUAUCACACAGGUCCACAAUUAUGUUUGAUAUUAAUUAUAUAAAACUUUUGAAAGCCCACCGAAAUAUUUCGACUUAUGUUUGGAAAAUCGCGUAGCUCAUAACGCUUUCAAAAUAAUGCUGACGUCAGCAAUAUAAAUUAUUCAAUCACCUUUAACUCGCGAAGGAAUUACUGAAUCGACUUGAAAUUUGCCAGGAAUACACGUAUUAAGGACAUACAAAAUAUAUAAAAUGGGCAUCUAUAUAUGUUAAACGCUUAAGCUUUUAGAAAUUUUAUGACGUUACAUGCAAACGCUCUAUUCCUUCCAGGGGGGCCAUCUACGAAAUCCUUUAGCAUAUCAUUUAUUGUACUUAAUCUAACUUACUGGUAGCUUGCCGAUAACAGCUUUCAGUGACUGAACAAGUCCAAAUCUGUGUAAAUAUAUAUUAAUAUAUAAUAUUAAUAAUAAAUCCCGAAAUGCAAGUAAAAACCACGACGUGCUUACCCCUCGUUAUAUCAAUAUCAAUAUCAAUAUCAAUACAGGCAUUCCUUUAUUGAUUGUUGUUGUAUCACUUGGAGCGACUCAGGGAGAAGGAUAUGGAACAGACUCUUCAUGUUGGCUUAGUGUUAAAAAUAACGUGAUUUGGGCGUUUGUGGGACCUGCUCUCCUCAUCAUAUUGGUAGGUGCUCUCGUCUCAUUCUUUAGCCAUGUAGUUUGUGCGUGUAUCUGUGAUCCCGGUAACGAAAUAUCGUUUAGCAGAUGUUGCUAUUAGUGUUAUAAAAUAUAUGACGGGUUUCCUUCGUCCAUCUUUGCUUAUAUUAUUUCUUUCAUCUAUCAGGCCAACACAUUCGUGUUUGUCAUGAUGCUACGUACAAUGAUGAACUCUCACAAUAUCAAACAACGGGACAAUAUUGGUAAAGUCAGAGUUGGUGUAAAAGCCGCUGUAGUAAUCUUCCCAAUCCUAGGUUUGACUUGGGUGUUUGGCUUGAUGACUUUCAACAAAGAAACGUUGUUCUUCCGCUACCUUUUUGCCGUGUUCAAUUCUGCGCAAGGAAUGCUAAUUUUCUUGUUUCAUUGUGCCUUUAAUAAACAGGUAAGUGCCGCGAGGAUAUCUGAAGUUAGCUGUCCAUAGUAGGCAAUAUUUUUUACAAUAAGCUGCCGUGGUUUGUGCCUGGAUUUCCUCCCAAAAAUAUCUCAAACGCGAGGUUCAGGAUGCAUGCAUAGUAUUCUACCAUCAGCUGUCGUGAUUUGUGUCUGAAACGACCUGAACAGAUAACUCAAACGUGUUGUUCAUAUACUACAAUAAGUUCGCACUUCAGCCAUAAACUACAUAGCUUAUUUAAAUCAGUAUAAUACCUAUGCUCUGGAACUCCACCAUAUGUGUGUCAGGUAAAUUAGUUUCAAGCCCCGCAUCUUAUUUUAGAUCUACCUAUAACACUAGACGACCGGUCUUUUUUAAGUCGUUUGAAACCAGGCGGGGGCAAUGUAAUAAUAUUAUAUUGAAUGCUGUACUAUCUACACGCCUGAGAUAUCUUUUUCAGCUAGCUUAGAAAAGAAAACACGGCAGCUUUUUGCAGAAUAUUUCUUACGCUCGUAUUUUUUUAGGUAGUUCAGACCUAACACAACGAAUCUCCACAUUUAAGAUUUCGUUUUCAGGAAAAGAUUAAUUAAAAACACUUGACAUUUCACGAGAAUUAGGCUAGAAGUUUUAAUCUGUCAUAAUACACGCCUUAUGUUUUCAGAUACGAGAUGUUGUCAGCAGCAGCAGCAGCAGCACAUUCUCAACUGUCUUGGGCAAAAGUUCUACUCCCCAUUCAAAGAGUAAGAAAAAUGUGCUUUAAAAUGCAUAUGAAACAGAACGUUUUGUUGUCCUACUUAAAAGAACUAUAACAACUACGAUCGCACUACUGGACCAUGCAGGAACUGUCUUGGUUGAUAUAUGUCGAAUAUACAACAUUUUCAGAAAACGUAUCAUGCAUCUUUUUGACGUAAAAACCUUCACACGUUUAUCAAACUUACUGAAAUAUUUCGUAUUAACAAAGCGGAACUAAAAACUGCAAAAGAAGUUACUCUACGUUUUUAUAGUUGUAUUAAAUAAUACAAUGUUUCAUAUGCACUUUAAUCCGUUCAUAUUUUAUAUUUCCAUAUGUUCCAUGUCUUUGUUAGUUAAUUAGCAAUUGCAUUCUCCUCAUCAGUAAUUUCACAUUCAAACUAACCAAACCACACCAUUGACAUCAUUCGUUUUCUCAGAUUCCACAAGUUCACCUAACAAGAGACUUGGUUCGGAUAUAAACCAGAAAAUGGUUGAAAAGAAUACGAGACUACAGGCAGAGAGAAGUAAAUCUGAAAGUGCUGGGCAUGGUGGGUAUAACAACCUGAACGUGUCUGUGGAUGAGGAAGCGAAAGAAGAUGAUGUACACGUUAUGUCAACUGUCCAAGGUUAGUCAUGUUGCAAACGUUUUGCUACCUGCUUACAUGCGGCAACUAUAUUUAUAGUGGAAAGCUAUAUCAAUUUCCGCUGGUUUGGCAGAAGUGCCAACUUAAGUUGCUUCUGUUUUAACUGCACAAGGGAACCGGACUAAUUGGACAAAACCUGCGAUCUUUAGUGAACUCAAACAGCAGUCAUUCUUCUGACAUGCGGCUGUGCAGGAAUUGAACCCCGAUUAAUUGAUUUCAAGAGAUUGAGUAUAAUCGGCUUAUUAUAAAGGCGCGUUUAUUAUGUUUAAUAAUUAAUUCAUAUCUUCUACAUUAUCUGUACACCUUGUAUUGGCAUGUUUUAAAUAGCUUCCAAUUCAUUCUGUGAGUUAAUAAUUUAAUACACAUAAAAAUAAUACUCGACUGUGAAUUUCAGUGCAGUUAAUCUCAAACAGCAGUCAAAUUCUGUAACAACAGUGCAGAAUUUUGUAAUGACAGUGUAAAAUUCUGUAACAAAAGUGCAACCGUCUGUAACAACAGUGCAAAAAUCUGUAACAAAUUGAUCUGAGUGGUUGAAAACAAAGAAACCUAAAAGCGACCUUAAAGCAGUCUACUCAGUCUUCAAGUAACGGUCAGAGACGGAUUGAAAACAAAACAAACAUGGCGCCACGCUACAUAAGUAAAAUUUUAGUUAAAAUUUUAGAGUGGAAAUUAUGGCUUCUAUCUUUCUUUCAGUAAGUGGGGCCACUUAGAGAACACUAACCAAUCACAUUACAGAACAAAAAUAGAAAAAAAUCAACAAACGGCGCAUUAGCCGCAUCAACAAACGGUAAAAAUAGACUUGAAAAGUAAACACUGCAGUUACUGGCUUCCUGAAGCGAACUCCAUGCUUUCUUUUGAUUGGACGAGCUUUAGUUUGAUUGGAUUUCUAUUUUUGUUCUGCAAUGUGAUUGGUUAGUGUUAUAUAAGUGGCGUUAGUGGCCCCACUUACAGUAGACGCACUGUAAAUGGAAAAGACUUUACCUUAACCAACCCUAACAAACUUACAUAGUUGAGUGAAAUUUUCAAACUUUCAGCGUUGAAUAAUAAUAUAACAAAGCAGGAAAAUUUGUCAGUGGACAGUUCGCUUCAAACGUAUGUUAAAACUACAAUAAUCUCGAACCUUUUUAUGUAUAUUCGUAAAAUUUGGAUAAAACAUGCACUCGUGAGUUUUUCAAAGAGCUCAAAUUGCACUCGUCCUUCGGACUCGUGCUGUUUCGAUGUUCUUUAAAAAACUCGUACACUUGUGCAUGUUCCAUCCAAAUUGCACUCGAAACCUUCCUAUUACCUAUACUAACACGAUAACAUAUAAAGUAUAGACAUGUACACUUGCUUGACUGUGUAGCAAUUUGGUGGAGUGUACACGAAUCUAUAACUUGAAAUCCAGCCUGACAAUGUAAUCCAUUGUUUUUAAAUAAAUAAGUUUUGGUUUUCAUUGCAUGUGUUUCUAUAGUUUUCAUUGCAUGAACCUGCAAAUUUCUGGAAGUGUAUAUUGGUAAAUAAAAGAAUACGUAUCAUCCACGUAAACUUUUUUCUAUAUAGGAAACAAAGAAAGAAACAACCACAGUUCAUCAAACCGGUUCGUACGAAGGGAAAUUUCGUUUGGCCGAGACAACAAUAAUGUAGAGUCCCUCGCAUGACAUUCACGUUAAUAAUUGUAGUCAUUUUAAUUCGCUAUUUUUAGUGUUACCUAGGUAACAACCGUUUUGCAUCCGAACACUGGCGCCUUUCGCUGGCGAUUGUUCGGAGAGAUCUAGUCAGCCUAAAGGCGGAUUUCCAUUCAGUGGAAAAAGUCGCGCGAUCAACUUUUUGCGAUCACUUUCUUUUCAAAUGCGUGCAGUCAACCUCAUCCGCUGUGCUUGAUUGCUUGUAUUUCAAAAGAAAGUGGUCGCAAAAAGUCGAUCUCGCGACUUUUACCACCGAAUGGAAAUCCGCCUUGAGGCUCUUUUCCACUCAUUGCAAAAAACAACCGGCAAGUUCGCUGCGAGUACUUUCAUGCAAUCACAAUGCUCGAAAGUUUAUUUUAAUUAGAUGCAAUCACUCGCAGCGAGCUUGCGAGUUGGUUUUGCGAUGAGUGGAAAAGAGCCUUUAUAUUCUAUUGGAGGGUUUGGUAAACACAACAGCAACGAGAACGUGCUCAUCAACAAUAGCCUCUGCAACGAGCAACGAGAACGUGCUCAUCAACAAUAGCCUCUACAAAAAGCAACGAGAACGUGCUCAUCAACAAUAGCCUCUGCAACGAGCAACGAGAACGUGCUCAUCAACAAUAGCCUCUACAAAAAGCAACGAGAACGUGCUCAUCAAAGCCUCUACAACGAGCAACGAGAACGUGCUCAUCAACAAUAGCCUCUACAACGAGCAACGAGAACGUGCUCAUCAACAAUAGCCUCUACAAAAAGCAACGAGAUCGUGCUCAUCAACAAUAGCCUCUUAACUAUAAAACAAGGCCACUAUAAUGUGCUAAAUUAACAAUUCUAGUAUGCCAUCGUUGUUCAAACUACUGCGUCAUUUACGUCGUUUUCACGGUUCGCAACCACGCCGACAUGUACAGAGUAAAACGUUCAAGCUUUUGGAGUGUUUUAUGUAAAUUCACUUACUCUUGUUACUUCAGGAAAUUUCGGGGUUGUGUAAAAGAAAGAUCAGUACUUUUAAAAUUUAGUAAUGUACGUUUUAACAAAAAUAUUAGUGAUUUUGCUUUUUGUCGUCGCUGUUGUUGAUUGCAUGCAAACUCAUUAUUGUGACACUGUUAGCAGAGGCGGUGAAUUAUACGUUUCGCUGAAUAUAACUAUACUGAAUAUUUUGCCCUUUAUAUAUAUUGCCCUAUACUGCGUAUUUUGCCAUUUUACAAGGUAAUUUUUUGAAAUUGUUUAAAAGGCAUUUAGGUGCAAGGAAAUCCGAUGAUUGAGCAACCGAUAGACCUUUUUUAUAAUGCCCGGAAAACCAAUUUAUGCGAUAUCCCAUGGGACAAUGCAAGUCGUUGGCGAGCCAACAAAUUUCAUUAAAAAAUCAUUUGCAUUUCGAACUGUUGCUAAAAAUUCUCCUUUGGACAUCGCAUUAAGUAUUCUUCCGUCAUUAUAAAAAGGUCUAUUAAACUGCGUGACAAGCACUGUCCACCUCCUGAGUAUAUGAUAACAUUAAUUGCACGACUGGGCUUCUUGUAUAGCUGUAAAUAACUUUACCUUUUCGUCUUCUAUCAAGAAGCAGGCUGUGUGUAAAACCUAAAGUGCAGAAGUGGUCGCUUGAUUACCUUCAGGGUGUCUAAAGAAAAUCACCAUUUGGUUGUAAACACCCAAGCUUCAUUACAUUUGGGAGUUUAGAAUGCAUUCUAAUCGUCCCAGCAUAUGAAUUUUGAAACUGCAUAAAUAACCUUUCAUAUAAUGACGUCAAACGCGGAAAACCAAUUAACAAUAGAGAGGUUAAGAUACCCCUGUUCCGGUUUAUGGGUACGGGUGAUAUACACGUACCCGUACCCGUAAAUCGGGUAAUAACUUAUUACUUAAGAAAUCCAAGAUACUCCGAUUAGAGAAUGGUAACUUUCCCUGUUCAGGUUCGCCAUAAAUUGUUGAAAACUUUGACGAGCAUGUGUGCAUUAUUUAUUUGGGUAAAAUGUUGAAAAUUUUAACUUUUUAAACGGCCCACAAAUAGUAAACAGAGUACACCGGUACCCGUUUGUCGUUUACGUGUAGACCAUGGUUAACCGCGGGGAAACGGGUAGAAAUUACGGGUAAAAAUGCUGACAUGAGCAAAAAAUGGUAAACAAAAUGGUGAUACUCGUACCCGUAAACUGGAACCGGGGUAUCUUAACCUCUCUAUUAUCGCUCCGUCACACGAUUAGUCGGAGUUUUAGAGGGUUUUAGUACCGUUGAAGAGGUAAUUCGAUUGAGACCAUAACCAUGGGUCAAUCGUAGUAUUUCAUGGCCAUGCAUGCACUUGGGUAUUGACGAAUUACCUAACUGAGUCACUAAUUAUAUUAUUGUUGUUCUCGAAAAUCUGCUCCGAAACGAGGUAAACAUGCAAGCUAUAGUAAUAAAGUAAUAUACGAGAGGUCAGGAAAACUGUUACGGUCACAAUUACGUCAAAGGGAAGAGGCGUGGGCCAGUGGAACGACAAAGUAACGGCCACGAACGAUGCUCAUCCAUCGCGAUCACAUCGACAGGGGCGAAACGAUGCCAAACCGACGGAAAACGAGACGGUUCGAACGAAACGCGGAAUAAACGCGCGUCAGAUGGACGACAACAAAACGUACUACUAGGGGCAACGAUGUCUCGCGAUUUCUGUUGCAGCACAACAAUGUACAGCACACAAGGGAUUGAGGAUUACACCCAACCAGCCAACAGAAGAGUGAGGUGGGAGGGAAGCGUUUCUAGUGACUAAGCAUGGGAAUCAAAGGGCUGGGCUUUAUAAGGUAGGGAUGGCAACCUCAUUAGCACACCCC
Messenger RNA from Paramuricea clavata, 11431 nucleotides. The record is from the annotation of a GenBank genome assembly. NCBI's taxonomy places the organism in Eukaryota, Metazoa, Cnidaria, Anthozoa, Malacalcyonacea, Plexauridae.